Messenger RNA from Orycteropus afer afer, 1233 nucleotides. It is a transcript of the gene ZACN, whose product is annotated as zinc activated ion channel. Gene Ontology annotation, molecular function: neurotransmitter receptor activity; extracellular ligand-gated monoatomic ion channel activity; transmembrane signaling receptor activity. The coding region runs from base 1 to 1233 and encodes 410 amino acids. NCBI's taxonomy places the organism in Eukaryota, Metazoa, Chordata, Mammalia, Tubulidentata, Orycteropodidae. Gene Ontology annotation, biological process: regulation of membrane potential; nervous system process; signal transduction. Gene Ontology annotation, cellular component: neuron projection; synapse; membrane. The record is from RefSeq and is a predicted model, not a curated record. The transcript has 9 exons.
AUGGCCUUGUGGUUGCUGCUCCAUCUCCCCUUCCUGGGUCUCGGCCUGGGUCAGCCCUCCUUCCCGGGACACAGCCCCCGCGCGUCCGCAGCCGCCUGGCCAGCCCUCUUCAGUCGCGACUCGCCUGAGGCGGCUCCAGAAGCCCUCCAGAUCCCGAGCAACGGAAGCGCGCCGUUGCUGGUAACGGCGCAGGUGUUCGUGUCCAACGUGUUUCACGUGGACAUCCUGCGGUACACCGUGUCCUCCGUGCUGCUGCUGCGGCUGUCCUGGCUGGACACGCGCUUGGCCUGGAACGCGAGUGCGCACCCGCGGCGCGCGGUCACGCUGCCCUGGGACUCACUCUGGACACCGGGACUCACCAUCCAGGAGGCGCUCUGGGUGGACUGGCGGGACCAGAGCCCACGGGCACGAGUGGACCCAGACGGCAACGUGGAACUCUACCUGGCCCUCACGGCGGAGACCAAUUGCGACUUUGAGCUCCUCCGAUUCCCCCGGGACCAGAGCGACUGCAGCCUCAGCUUCUAUGCGCUAAGCAACACUGUGACGGAGUUGGAGUUCCGGGCUUACGCCGUCAACGAGAUCGUGAGUGUCAAGAGGGAGUACGUAGUCUGGGAUUUGAAAACCCAAGUCCCACCCCAGCAGCUGGUGCCCUGCUUCCAGGUGACGCUGACCCUGCAGAACACGGCACUAAAGGCCAUCAUCGCUCUUUUGGUGCCGGGGGAGGCGCUGCUGGUGGCCGACGUGUGUGGGGGGCUGCUGCCCCUCGGGGCCGCUGAGCGCCUGGGCUACAAGGUGACCUUGCUGCUGGGCUGCCUUGUCUUCCACUCGUCCCUGGUGCAGGCGCUGCCCAGCUCCUCCUCCUGUAACCCACUGCUCAUUUACUACUUCACUGUCCUGCUGCUGCUGCUCUUCCUCAGCACCGCGGAGACCGUGCUGCUGGCCGGGCUGCUGGCCCGGGGCAGCCAGGGGGCCAAGGUCCAGCCCAGCCUUGUCCCAGGACGGGGGCAGCAGAACCACGAGAACCCAGGGCCUGCUCCUCAAGGAACCCCUGGAGGAAGAGAGGGGUCAGGGGGGAGCUGGGCUGAGGCUGCCGACCACGUCUUUUUUCUGGCGUAUGUGGCUGGGGUGGUGUGCAGCCAAGUCAUCUUUGCUGGCAUCUGGAUGUGGAUGGUGUGCAAGUCAGACCCAGCCCCUGGCGAGGCUGCGCCCCACGGUGGGCAGCCCAGGCUGUAA